AUGGCUGCGCCCAGGGAGGCCGAGGAAGAAGCAGUCGUUUACUUAAUAGUCAGCGGCAUCCCCGCCGCGUUGAGGUCGGCCCAGCUACGAAGUUACUUUAGCCAAUUUCGGGAACAGCGCGACGGCGGUUUCCUCUGUUUCCACUACCGGCAUCGGCCCGAGCGUGCCCCUCCCCAGGUUGCUUCCGACUCUUCCCAAGCUGCUGUCGAGGAGGUUCUGACCCCCGAGGCUUCAGGCACAGAUGCCCGUGUGCUUUCAACAGGGGACUCGGCCUCGUCCCAAACUCGCACCUGCUGCUGCGUCAUCUCCAUCCGGGGUGCGACUCAAGCCCAAAGGUUUCUUCGCAUGUAUUCGGGCCGCCGAUGGCUGGACCCUCAGGGGACUUGGUUGCCGGGUCGCUGUUUCAUCCGCAGACUUAGGCUACCGACUGAGGCAUCAGGGUUGGGCUCCUUUCCCUUCCAGACCAGGAAGGAACUGCAGAAUCGGAAAGCUAAGAGUGAAGCCUUCACACUGGCUGACUUGAGGCAACUGCCGGAGCUGAACCCACCAGUGCUCAUGCCCAACGGAAAUGUAGGUACUCCUCUUCGGAUCUUUUUGGAGUUGAUCCGGUCCUGCCGCCUUCCUCCUCGGGUCAUCACCCAACUGCAGCUCCAGUUCCCAAAGACAGGUUCUUCCCGGCGUUAUGGCAAUGUACCGUUCAGGUAUGAGGACUCCGAGAUGGUGGACCAGGAAGAGAAUGUAUACACAGAUGAAGGUACAGAAAUUCCCCAGGGAACCUGCCUAGGAAACAUGCCAACCAGCCCCAUCAGAGAUCCUGAGGAGGAAGGAGAAAAGGAAGAAGAGUUGUCUUCAGAGGAUGAUGAUGACCGGGGUGAGGAGUGGGAGCGUCAUGAAGCGCUGCAUGAGGAUGUCACCAGGCAAGAACGUACCUCUGAGCGACUUUUUGAGGAGGAGAUCGAGCUCAAGUGGGAGAAGGGUGGCUCUGGCCUGGUGUUCUACACUGAUGCUCAGUUCUGGCAGGAAGAAGAAGGAGACUUUGAUGAGCAGACGGCUGAUGACUGGGACGUGGACAUGAGCGUGUACUAUGACCAAGAUGGUGGGGACAAGGAUGCCCGAGAUUCUGUACGCAUGCGCCUAGAGCAGAGACUCCGCGACGGCCAGGAGGACGGCUCUGUGAUCAGGUGCCAGGUGGGCACCUUUGAGCGCCACACCAAGGGCAUUGGGCGGAGAGUGAUGGAACGUCAAGGCUGGGCUGAAGGCCAAGGCUUGGGCAGCCAGUGCUCAGGGGUACCUGAAGCUCUGGAUAGUGACGGUCAGCACCCUAGAUGCAAGCGUGGAUUGGGGUACCAUGGAGAGAAGCUGCAGUUAUUUGGGCAACUAAAGAAGUCUCGAGGAACAGGUUUGGGGCUCAUUUCCACCAUCUAUGAUGAACCACUGCCCCAGGACCAAGGGGAGUCACUGCUCCGGCGCCAGCCACCCACUAGCAUGAAGUUUCGGACAGACAUGACUUUUGUGAGGGGUUCCAGCCAUGCCCGGGAGAGCCCGUCAGAGCACAAAUGA
Suncus etruscus (white-toothed pygmy shrew) is the source of this 1560-nucleotide messenger RNA. RefSeq names its product G-patch domain containing 3 (gene GPATCH3). NCBI's taxonomy places the organism in Eukaryota, Metazoa, Chordata, Mammalia, Eulipotyphla, Soricidae. The transcript is spliced from 7 exons. Gene Ontology annotation, molecular function: nucleic acid binding. Gene Ontology annotation, biological process: negative regulation of RIG-I signaling pathway; negative regulation of type I interferon production; positive regulation of DNA-templated transcription. The record is from RefSeq and is a predicted model, not a curated record. The coding region runs from base 1 to 1560 and encodes 519 amino acids.